GAGUGAAACAUUUCCAGCUUUCAUAUCUCAUAAGAGGUUGUUUGGACCCAGCUCCCUAACUCUCUCUCUCUCUCUCUCUCUCUCACUCUCUCUCUCUCUGUCUCUCUCUCUCUCUAAAACACUCGCCAGGUGACAUGAGCGGAGAAGGCAGCGUGUCCGCUUCACAUCACAAGCCUCAAAGCCUCGGGAGGAUGUCUGAAGGAAACGUGAUAACGCUGCCCAGCGCCUCACUGGACUUGUCCACACAUGAGCGUCGCACUCUCACUCGGCUUCACUGCCUCAAUGGAGGUUACCAGCUGAGGAUUCUGCCUGAUGGGAUUGUCAACGGUGGCAUGGUGGACAAUGACCCCUAUGACAUCCUGAGGUUGCAGACUACAAACGUGGGCGUGGUCGUGGUGACGGGUGAGCACACGGGAAGAUACCUGGCCAUGAACAACAAAGGACGCCUCUAUGGAUCACUGACGUUCAACGAUGAGUGUUGCUUCCUGGAGAAAAACGAGGAGAACCACUACAACACGUAUCAGUCGCAGAAGUACGAGUGGUACGUGGCGCUCAAGAAGAACGGAAAACCCAAACUGGGUCCCAAGGCGCAGGCGUGGGAGAAGGCCGUCUUCUUCCUGCCGAGGUCGGUGGACACGCGCAUUGGCGCCAGUGAAACCGAACGUCAGGAUCAACCAGAUUGUGUUUGUGUUUACUGUUAAGAACACUAACUGUUCCCAGCAUCAUCUAUCAGCUAGCUACUGAAGCGGGUAAACACAAACCGAUUUUUAACAUCUCCACACAUCAGGUGGAAAAAAACAAUAUCUCCACCGAUAAUGGAAAGAUCAUUUUUCACACACCGCUCAGUAUAAUCCUUGGAGACAUCUAAUAAUCUGUGUUGACUUUGAUAGGAAAGGGGGGGGGGGUAUGGGUCUGUGUUUACUCCGCUUUAGAAUAACCCUUUAUUCACAAUGCCAUUGGAAUUCUAUUAACAUUAUGCUAUUUGUAAUGUAACUUUCUCACUGUCAAAAUUGUCCACGAAGGGAAGGAAAAAAUAUUGCAGUGGUAUCGUAUUGCACUCUUUUACAAUACAGUAUCGAUUGAUACACAAGCAUUAAAUAUUGAUAAUAUGGCUAUCCCUUGACAGUUUUGACACUUUUUCCAUUGAUUUUACAUUUUAAUCAUAUGAUACCAUUACUUUUAAAUGAUAAUACUAUUGCACUUUUGACAUUGUUUACUACAGUAUUUUUUUUCUAUUUUUAUGAAUUUCAGCACAAGAGAGAGUUACUAUGGAGAAUCUAAAUGUGAAUUAAUUAUUUUAUUUUGGGAAGUCUGAGAUGGUUCCAUGCAAAUAUAAAUAAAUCACGAAAUUUAAAGAUAGAGCCCAAUAGCCCCUUACAAAUGUGACAUUUACUGCCACUAAAAAAAGCUACAUUUUCGUAGUCAUUAUUGAUAUAUUAUUUGUGACACAUUGUUCAUUUUAAUAGUUGUAUUGUCACUGAACAUUGCUCCUGAAAAUGAUUUAUACUAACACAAUGUGAUCACCUUUUUGUAAAGUAAGAUACUGUACAGUUGUGUGUUUAAAUAAAUGCAUUACACUUGCAUGUAUUAUAUUGUCAGUGUCCAAUGAAAAGUAUGUACACUAUCUUCAAAUUUAGUUUUUUUGUUCGUUUUAACUGAAACAAAAUAUUUGUGACAAAAAAAAUGCAAAAUGUGGAGGAAUAUACUUUUUAUUUGACAGUUGACAAUAUAAUAGAGCCUUGUCUAUAGUCUAGUGUAUCCUGUACCUUUGUUCUCUAUUUUAUUUCAUGUCAACUGUAACUUUACUGUAACUGUACUGAAACUCAAAUGUGGUUUUUAUUUGGUUUUGGGUGAUGGCAAGGCUGAGAUGGAUCUGUGCAAAAUAAUUAAAACAAAUAGUUAAGCUA
Molecule: messenger RNA, 1907 nt
Organism: Phyllopteryx taeniolatus (common seadragon)
Lineage: Eukaryota; Metazoa; Chordata; Actinopteri; Syngnathiformes; Syngnathidae
Product: putative fibroblast growth factor 1
Exons: 3
Coding region: 135-701 (188 amino acids)
Biological process (GO): animal organ morphogenesis; positive regulation of protein phosphorylation; fibroblast growth factor receptor signaling pathway
Cellular component (GO): cytoplasm
Molecular function (GO): fibroblast growth factor receptor binding; growth factor activity
Source: RefSeq, a predicted model, not a curated record